Punctularia strigosozonata HHB-11173 SS5 is the source of this 423-nucleotide messenger RNA. RefSeq lists its product as uncharacterized. The transcript has a single exon. The record is from RefSeq and is a predicted model, not a curated record. Gene Ontology annotation, molecular function: nucleic acid binding. Gene Ontology annotation, biological process: DNA integration. The annotation marks the transcript as partial. NCBI's taxonomy places the organism in Eukaryota, Fungi, Basidiomycota, Agaricomycetes, Corticiales, Punctulariaceae.
UUCUGGCAGCACCUCAAUAAAAUGUUAGGGGUGAAACUCAGUAUGUCGAGCGCUUACCACCCAGAGAGUGACGGGUCAACGGAACGCGCAAACCGUACGAUAACCCAGAUGAUCCGGGCAUGCGUGAGGCCGGACCAGAAGGACUGGGUGUCGAAGCUGCCAGGGAUCGAAUUCGCCAUCAAUUCGGCUAGGUCGGAAAGCACUGGUUACGCACCAUUCUUUCUGGAUACAGGACGGAUGCCUCGAUCCUUGAUUUGGGAUCAACCCGCCGAGUUGGAAUAUCCCGGGGUGCGCGUGUUCGCUCAACGGAUGCGCGCCGCGAUCAUGGCAGCGCAUGACGCUAUCCUGGAGGCCCGCGUGAAGCAGACGCGUGCCGCUAACCGACUACGCCGGCCGGCUCCGUUCGUCGUCGGGGACAUGGUC